Brachypodium distachyon (stiff brome) is the source of this 899-nucleotide messenger RNA. RefSeq names its product mavicyanin. The transcript has a single exon. Gene Ontology annotation, molecular function: electron transfer activity. The record is from RefSeq and is a predicted model, not a curated record. Gene Ontology annotation, cellular component: plasma membrane. NCBI's taxonomy places the organism in Eukaryota, Viridiplantae, Streptophyta, Magnoliopsida, Poales, Poaceae. Bases 131 to 658 code for a protein of 175 amino acids.
UAUAUAAACGCAGGGCACGAACACAUACAGAAGCAAUUAACACAAAACCCGGCUUAGGAUCAACAAUCUCUACCGCAUUCUCCUCUGCUUGCACUGCUCCUUCCUUCCUUCCGACCGAUCGAUCGCAUAAAUGGCUGCCAUGAGAAUCACCCUCCUUGCCUUGGCCGCAAUGGCCGUCCUGGGCACCGCAUCGGCGGCGACCUACAACGUCGGGGAGCCGGGCGGCGCAUGGGACCUGAGAACCGACUACGGCAGCUGGGUGUCGUCCAAGAAGUUCCACCCCGGUGACGCGAUCGUGUUCAAGUACUCCCCGACGCAGCACGACGUGCUUGAGGUGAGCAAGGCCGACUACGACUCCUGCAACACCAACAGCCCCAUCGCCACGCACACCACCGGCAACGACGUUGUGGCCCUCACCUCCACCGGCACCCGCUACUUCAUCUGUGGCUUCCCUGGCCACUGCACCACCUCCGGCACUGGCCUGAUGAAGGUCAAGAUCGAAGUCACGCCGGGUUCCUCGUCGUCGUCACCAGCCCCGGCCGCCGGUCCUGGCGCAAGCAACUCUCCCCCACCACCGCCGUCAUCUGCCGCUGCCUCUGUCGGCGCCGCAGCAGGCUUUGGCCUCGCCGCCGUCCUGCUCGCCGGUCUCAUGGCUUGAUGCUUCUCUGCUUCUUUCUUCUCUGCUACCUCACGCACACAUAUGUGCUUAUACGUAGAGUCGUAGACACAUAGUUACUACUCCCCCGUUCCAAAUUAACUGUCGUGUCUAUGCAAAACCACGAUAUUUAAUUUGGGACGGAGGGAGUAGUUGUGACCAGUUGACUAUCUACAGGUCUUGUGUAUUUGAUCUGUUCGUACAUUGAUUUUUGGAGGAUGAAUAAAGCAGAUUUUCUAUUUGA